Molecule: messenger RNA, 4187 nt
Organism: Trichoplusia ni (cabbage looper)
Lineage: Eukaryota; Metazoa; Arthropoda; Insecta; Lepidoptera; Noctuidae
Product: polyubiquitin-A
Exons: 2
Coding region: 268-4149 (1293 amino acids)
Biological process (GO): modification-dependent protein catabolic process; protein ubiquitination
Cellular component (GO): cytoplasm; nucleus
Molecular function (GO): protein tag activity; ubiquitin protein ligase binding
Source: RefSeq, a predicted model, not a curated record
UGAGAAAUAAUAAUUAGUGAACUGCGCAGUUUUUAUUAUUGGUUGCGUUGUAGUGCAAGCGCCAUUUUGGUUUCAAACAGUUGUUCGAUUGAAUUAUUGUGCAUAACAUUGCAGUGAAAAUGUCUUAAUUCUUAUUAUUAACGUAAAAUGCCACCUCAUUAUACAUCAACAAUGAAAUAAUAUACUAGCAAUGUAAUGAAAAAUUAAUAGAUCAGAAUAAUCCGUUUUCCGUCCGUUACCGUUGCUUUCUCAAUAUCAUACAACAAAAUGCAGAUCUUUGUGAAGACUUUGACGGGGAAAACCAUCACAUUAGAGGUGGAACCCUCCGACACAAUUGAAAAUGUAAAGGCUAAGAUCCAAGACAAGGAAGGUAUUCCUCCAGACCAGCAGCGAUUGAUCUUUGCCGGAAAGCAACUGGAAGACGGACGCACACUAUCGGACUACAAUAUCCAGAAAGAAUCAACUCUUCACCUUGUACUUCGCCUCAGGGGUGGCAUGCAGAUUUUCGUGAAGACAUUGACUGGCAAAACCAUCACUUUAGAGGUUGAGCCUUCUGACACAAUUGAAAAUGUAAAAGCCAAGAUCCAGGAUAAGGAGGGUAUCCCCCCAGACCAGCAGCGAUUGAUCUUCGCCGGCAAGCAGCUGGAAGAUGGUCGCACUUUGUCCGACUACAACAUCCAGAAAGAAUCUACGCUUCACUUAGUUUUACGUCUGCGUGGUGGCAUGCAAAUUUUUGUCAAAACAUUAACCGGCAAAACUAUCACAUUGGAAGUUGAACCUUCCGAUACUAUUGAAAAUGUAAAAGCUAAAAUUCAAGACAAAGAAGGUAUUCCCCCAGAUCAGCAGCGUUUGAUUUUCGCCGGCAAGCAAUUGGAAGACGGCCGUACGCUUUCGGACUAUAAUAUACAAAAAGAGUCCACACUUCACUUGGUACUGCGUCUCCGUGGUGGCAUGCAAAUAUUUGUGAAAACCUUGACUGGCAAAACCAUCACCCUAGAAGUUGAAGCCUCUGACACAAUUGAAAAUGUUAAAGCCAAGAUACAAGACAAAGAAGGCAUUCCUCCAGACCAGCAGCGAUUGAUCUUCGCUGGCAAGCAGCUUGAAGAUGGUCGUACUUUAUCCGACUACAAUAUCCAGAAAGAAUCCACGCUACACUUGGUACUGCGUCUACGUGGUGGUAUGCAAAUCUUCGUCAAGACACUGACUGGUAAAACUAUUACUCUGGAAGUCGAGCCUUCUGAUACCAUCGAAAAUGUCAAAGCCAAAAUUCAGGACAAAGAAGGAAUUCCUCCGGACCAGCAGCGAUUGAUCUUUGCCGGCAAGCAACUCGAAGAUGGUCGUACUUUAUCUGACUACAACAUCCAAAAAGAAUCUACACUUCACUUGGUACUGCGUUUACGUGGUGGUAUGCAAAUCUUUGUGAAGACCCUAACAGGAAAAACUAUCACCUUGGAAGUCGAAGCCUCUGAUACUAUUGAAAAUGUUAAAGCUAAGAUCCAGGAUAAGGAAGGCAUUCCUCCGGACCAGCAGCGACUUAUAUUUGCUGGUAAACAGCUGGAGGAUGGACGCACCCUUUCUGACUACAACAUUCAGAAAGAGUCCACACUUCAUUUAGUAUUGCGUCUUCGUGGUGGUAUGCAAAUCUUCGUGAAGACCCUUACUGGCAAGACAAUAACCCUAGAAGUUGAGGCUUCCGACACGAUUGAAAAUGUUAAGGCUAAGAUCCAGGAUAAGGAGGGUAUCCCCCCAGACCAGCAGCGAUUGAUCUUCGCCGGUAAGCAACUGGAAGACGGACGCACUUUGUCUGACUACAACAUUCAGAAAGAAUCUACAUUGCAUUUAGUUCUACGUCUUCGUGGUGGUAUGCAAAUCUUUGUGAAGACCCUUACCGGGAAGACAAUAACCCUGGAAGUUGAGGCUUCUGACACAAUUGAAAAUGUCAAGGCUAAGAUCCAGGAUAAAGAGGGUAUUCCUCCCGACCAGCAGCGAUUGAUCUUCGCCGGUAAGCAACUGGAAGACGGACGCACUUUGUCUGACUACAACAUUCAGAAAGAAUCUACAUUGCAUUUAGUUCUACGUCUUCGUGGUGGUAUGCAAAUCUUUGUGAAGACCCUUACCGGGAAGACAAUAACCCUGGAAGUUGAGGCUUCUGACACAAUUGAAAAUGUCAAGGCUAAGAUCCAGGAUAAAGAGGGUAUUCCUCCCGACCAGCAGCGAUUGAUCUUCGCCGGUAAGCAACUGGAAGACGGACGCACUUUGUCUGACUACAACAUUCAGAAAGAAUCUACAUUGCAUUUAGUUCUACGUCUUCGUGGUGGUAUGCAAAUUUUCGUGAAGACCCUUACUGGCAAAACAAUUACUCUGGAAGUUGAAGCCUCUGACACCAUUGAAAAUGUCAAAGCUAAGAUCCAGGAUAAGGAGGGCAUCCCCCCAGACCAGCAGCGACUGAUCUUUGCCGGUAAGCAACUGGAAGACGGACGCACUUUGUCUGACUACAACAUUCAGAAAGAAUCUACGUUGCAUUUAGUGCUACGGCUUCGUGGUGGUAUGCAAAUCUUUGUAAAGACCCUUACUGGCAAAACCAUUACUCUGGAAGUUGAGGCCUCUGAUACCAUUGAGAAUGUCAAGGCUAAGAUCCAGGAUAAAGAAGGCAUCCCUCCAGACCAACAGCGAUUGAUCUUUGCCGGCAAACAACUGGAAGAUGGUCGCACUUUGUCUGAUUACAACAUUCAGAAAGAAUCUACAUUGCAUUUGGUUCUACGUCUUCGCGGUGGUAUGCAAAUCUUCGUGAAGACCCUUACCGGCAAGACAAUAACCCUAGAAGUUGAAGCCUCUGACACCAUUGAAAAUGUCAAGGCUAAGAUCCAGGAUAAAGAGGGCAUUCCCCCAGACCAGCAGCGAUUGAUCUUUGCUGGUAAACAGCUUGAAGAUGGUCGUACUCUUUCUGACUACAACAUCCAGAAAGAGUCCACUCUUCAUUUGGUCUUACGUCUUCGUGGAGGUAUGCAAAUCUUUGUGAAGACCUUAACUGGAAAGACUAUCACUUUAGAAGUCGAACCUUCAGACACAAUCGAAAACGUCAAAGCUAAAAUUCAGGAUAAGGAGGGUAUUCCCCCAGACCAGCAAAGAUUGAUCUUCGCCGGCAAGCAGUUGGAAGAUGGGCGCACAUUAUCUGACUACAACAUUCAAAAAGAGUCUACUUUGCAUUUAGUGUUACGUCUGCGUGGUGGUAUGCAAAUCUUUGUCAAGACAUUGACGGGGAAGACCAUUACCCUAGAGGUUGAGCCCUCUGACACUAUUGAAAAUGUGAAAGCCAAAAUCCAAGACAAGGAAGGCAUUCCGCCAGACCAGCAGAGAUUGAUCUUCGCUGGCAAGCAAUUAGAAGAUGGCCGCACUCUGUCCGACUACAACAUUCAGAAAGAAUCUACAUUGCAUUUAGUUCUUCGUCUUAGAGGUGGUAUGCAAAUUUUUGUUAAGACUUUGACUGGUAAAACAAUAACUUUAGAAGUUGAACCCUCGGAUACAAUUGAAAAUGUAAAAGCUAAAAUCCAAGACAAAGAGGGAAUCCCACCCGACCAGCAGAGGUUGAUUUUUGCUGGUAAGCAGUUGGAAGAUGGGCGCACUCUUUCCGAUUACAAUAUUCAGAAGGAAUCUACGCUUCACUUAGUACUGCGUCUUCGUGGAGGUAUGCAGAUCUUUGUUAAGACCCUGACUGGCAAAACUAUAACAUUAGAAGUUGAAGCUUCCGACACAAUUGAAAAUGUUAAAGCCAAGAUCCAAGACAAAGAAGGCAUCCCUCCAGACCAGCAGAGAUUAAUCUUCGCCGGUAAGCAACUGGAAGAUGGACGCACUCUGUCCGAUUACAAUAUACAGAAGGAAUCUACAUUGCAUUUAGUAUUACGUCUUCGUGGUGGUAUGCAAAUUUUUGUGAAGACCCUGACAGGGAAAACGAUCACCUUAGAAGUGGAAGCCUCAGAUACGAUUGAAAAUGUAAAAGCUAAAAUUCAAGACAAAGAAGGCAUCCCACCUGACCAACAAAGAUUAAUCUUCGCAGGCAAGCAGCUUGAAGACGGACGCACACUCUCUGACUACAACAUUCAAAAAGAAUCUACACUUCAUUUAGUUUUAAGAUUGAGAGGUGGAAUGUAAAAAAAGGCUUCUGAAAUAAAAGACUUAUUCUGAAUGUA